Messenger RNA from Ahaetulla prasina, 2732 nucleotides. It is a transcript of the gene MLKL, whose product is annotated as mixed lineage kinase domain like pseudokinase. The record is from RefSeq and is a predicted model, not a curated record. Bases 203 to 1540 code for a protein of 445 amino acids. NCBI's taxonomy places the organism in Eukaryota, Metazoa, Chordata, Lepidosauria, Squamata, Colubridae. Gene Ontology annotation, cellular component: plasma membrane. The transcript is spliced from 10 exons. Gene Ontology annotation, molecular function: ATP binding; protein kinase activity. Gene Ontology annotation, biological process: protein phosphorylation; cell surface receptor signaling pathway.
AUGGUGCUGUUUCUGGGGCUGAACUGAAGGGACCCACAAGGGAGGCAGCUCGCAGUUUUAACUUGUUGCGGCCAGGUUGAACUUACAGACAAUGUCAGUUGGGGAGGAACUGAAUGUGAGGAGAAUUAAAGCAGAGAAGAGGUGGAAAGGAUCUGCUCACAUCUUGUAUUAGACUUUUAAUGGAGGACACUCUCCUCAAGCCAUGGACAUCGUGGAGCGCAUUCUAGCCGUUGCGAAAAUCAUCUACGGUCAAUAUCAGCACGUGAAGUACUGCAAGAAGCAGAAAGAGCGCCUUGUCAAGCGCAUGGAGAUCCUCCUGAGACCUAUUGAGCUCCUCCAGGCUCAGUCCCUCAGCAAACUGUCCUCCAGUCUGAAAUGGAUGCUGCAGAACAUGUUGGACCUUUUGCUCGAAGCCCAGGAACUCUUUGAGAAGUACAAAAACCAUAACGUGCUGGAGAGGUUCAUGAAGGCUGGUGAGAUGCUGGAAGAGUUUGCAAACCUGAACGAGCGCUUUGGAGAUAUGGGCCAAGGACUUUUGCUGCAGCUCCAGGUGGAGCAGAAGAUGCUAGUAAGCUUUCAGAAGUGCGUGGUAAGCAAAGAAUGCUGCCAAGAUCUGGCGGAAGACAAAGUUUGCUGGAAGGAGAUGGCCAAAGGGCAGCAGGAAGAAUCUCAUACAGAAAUCACAGAGAUAAACAAGCAGUUUUUAACCAAGGUGACCUUUCUGUCGGAGAUGAAAGACCACAUCCUGUACAAAGGAGAAUAUUACAAAAGUCCGGUGGCCAUCAAAGUCUUCAAAAACCCUUUGACCAUCAACACAAAGAAGGUGAGACAGAUCUUCGAGGAGGAGAUCCGGACCCUGAAGAGGCUGGAGUCCUCAUACAUUGUGCGCUUGUACGGCAUCUGCAUUGAUGAAAGUGGGACGAUCCCCCAGUUCUCCAUAGUUACCGAGUAUUGCGAAAAAGGCACCCUGAGGGAAGUGUUGAGAAAAGAACCGGACCUGCCCUGGAAGAUUCGCUGCGACAUGGCUUCUGAUGCAGCUGCUGGGCUGUACAGGUUGCACCAGACAGGAGACAAGUGCCAGCUGCAUCGUUGCAUCAACAGUUCCAAAUUCUUGGUUGCCAAGGGCUACUGUGUAAAGUUGUCAGGAUUUAAACUGGACCAAACAGAGUCAUCCAUCAGUCAGAAAAGCAAGGAUAAAGUCCCAAGGGAGGUCUCUUCUUUAGCCUAUAUCUGUCCAGAAGGCCUGGCCUCUUUACACCAUCCGUACAACUUGGCUAGUGAAAUAUACAGCUUUGGGAUUGUGCUGUGGGAGAUCGCAACUGGGAAGCUCCCCUUUACAGGUUGCAACUCUCAAGAAAUCUAUAAGAAGGUUUAUAAGCAAAAAGUACAGGAGCCUUUAGGAGAAGACUGUCCGUCCUAUUUACAGACAGUCAUCAACCAGUGUCGGAGUUAUAACCCUUCCAAGCGCCCAACUACUGAAGUUAUUGUGAACCAGCUCCUCAUUGACCAGGAUGCCAACAGUAGCAACUUGACUUCAUGAGUGAAAAUCAGUGAUUGUGGAAGAUCUGAAGCUUCUCUCUUUUUUUCCACAUUUCAAUAUUCUUUGGCUUGGCCCGAUGUUUGAACUCUAGCCAGCUUUGCCUCUUACUGAAACAUUCUGUUGGUUCCCUAAAAUGUGGGGGUUUGGGGUAGCAAAUAAAGAGAACCCUCCCACCCCCGAUGUUGAAGACCAAUGUCAGACCUGCCUCAACUUGAGCUUCUGAAUAAAAACGAUCCUUAACUCCAUUUGUUGAUAAAGGUAUAGCUUACUAGAAGUCAAGUAAAUUACGGUUUUGUAAAGCCAGAGUGGAGAGUUCACGCCAGACUUCUGCUGGUUAAUUUUCCUCUCUUUGGUCCCUUUCCCAUAGUGUCUCUCUCAUUGUCCAAUCAAGUUUAAAAGAGAUAUUUUGGAAACAGUCACUCUACGGGUUGGCAUUCUUCUCCCAGGGAAACGACCUUGAAGAUUUUGUCGGUCCUAAAAUGGGGCAAAACUCACUUAAUAAAUUUCUCUCUUAGCAACAUAAACUUUGGGCUCAAUUGUGAUCGUAAGUUGAGGACUAUCUGUAUUUGCACAACAGCCUUAAACCACUCAGUCCUGGACACAUGCUGGCUUGGUUCUAGGCUGGUUUAAGAAAAGGCUACCUUGGCCUCCCAUUGGACAAUUCCAUGCUGCUGCGCCCACCCACCUUUGCGUUCCAGGAAAGCAAUAGCCAAUUGCUUUCCUUUCUGGGCAGGUCUUCCUGGCCACGCUCCCCCCUCUAUAUCUGUAGUUCAAUUUAUACGACCAAAGUUAAAACUUCAAAAUGCGUGUAGGCGUGUGCUCACACAAGAACUAACAAUUAUAGAAAAAAGAAGUCACAAAAAAAGAUGGAUCAGAAGUAACAAAUGGAAGGUUCUUAAGAGAGAUCCAACCUGAAAUAAAGGAGAAAUUUCCUGAUAGAACAACUAUCUGCCUCCAGAAGUUGUGGGUGCUCCAUCAUUGGCGGUUUUUAAGAAGAGAUUGGACAGCCAUUGGUCUGAAACAGUGCAAGGUCUCCUGCUUGAGCAGGGGGCUGGACUAGAAGACCUCAAAGGUCCCAUCCAACUCUGUUAUUUUUCAGGGAUACUCUCAUUGCCAUCAAGUUUAGGAACCAUUUUUAAACAAUGGACCCAGAAUUUAAUUUUAAUUAGUUUUAAAUUAAUUAAUUUUAAUC